UGAAGUAUCCAAGCCCAAUCUCCAACCACUUGUUCUCUCUUCUCGGUUCUCCAAGCCAUUGGAAUGGCUCUCCAUUGCCCGUCCUUUCGCCUCGUCGGCGGCGUCGCCUUAUGCCUCCGCAAGCCCCGCCUCCAACUCUACCGCCGUACUGCCGUCUCUGCCUCCACCAUAUUCUCGGCCACCAAAGCUCGUUUCGUUGCUCGCCGCUCCGAAUCCUCUGAAGUGCAGCAACUCCAGCGGCCCCUUGCGGACUACAUGGCACUGCCCGCGAGCCAGUACUCUGUGCUUGACGCGCAGCGAAUCGAGCGAGUUGAUGAAAACACCUUCAGGUGCUACGUCUACCGUAUUAAAUUCUUCACUUUCGAGGUCUGUCCCGUCCUCGUCGUCCGAGUCGAGGAGGAGCCCUAUGGAUGCUGCAUUCGGCUGUUGUCCUGUAAGCUUGAAGGGUCGCCACUUGUCGAAGCGCAGAAUGAUAAAUUCUCUGCUUCUAUGGUGAAUAAAAUUUCUUAUGAUACAACUUUACGUGACUCACAGAUGCAGCAGCUUACCACUGACACCAUUAUUGAGGUAACUGUAGAAAUACCUUUCCUCUUCCGCGGCAUUCCAACAAAUGCAAUUGAGUCGACAGGUACACAGGUUCUAGAACAGCUAUUAGGAAUAAUGCUUCCACGAUUUCUAAACCAGCUUGUGAAGGACUACCAAGCGUGGGCAUCAGGUGACAAUUCACGAAAAGCUGUUGGGACCGGUGAAAUCUGAAGAAGGCUCUGAAAAGGGGCAAAUUAUUUGGUGCGGUCAUCUGACAGAGAUAUACAUUUGAAUUUCUCUCUGUCUACAGUAAAAGUGCAGUCAAAACGCAGCUGCUACAGUAACUGCGUUUUGACUGUGCUUUUACUGUAGACAGAAAGAAAUCCGAAUAUAUCUCUCUCUCAGGUGACCGGAUGUAAUAAUUCGCCCUGAAAAGGGUCAAUAAAACCUGAAGUCCAUUAGAAAUAUUUUCUUUUACUUUCUGUUAUGGCUUUCCAUUGUGAUCUGUUGUUGGUGAUCGUUAGCUCAUGAAUUCAUUCCAGAUCAUCUGUUCAUGCGUAAUAAUACAAAAUGUACACUGAAUUUUUCAAGCUUGUAUUUUUUUUUUCUUAAAUGUUUGAGAAAAUAAUAUGAGGGGACUGCAUAUUUAU
Molecule: messenger RNA, 1175 nt
Organism: Dendrobium catenatum
Lineage: Eukaryota; Viridiplantae; Streptophyta; Magnoliopsida; Asparagales; Orchidaceae
Exons: 6
Coding region: 64-756 (230 amino acids)
Source: RefSeq, a predicted model, not a curated record